Molecule: messenger RNA, 1953 nt
Organism: Medioppia subpectinata
Lineage: Eukaryota; Metazoa; Arthropoda; Arachnida; Sarcoptiformes; Oppiidae
Source: the annotation of a GenBank genome assembly
GGUGUACACGCGGGUGGAAGAGCAGAUGCCCUAGAUCAUAAGUGCGCUAGCGGCAUUUUUUUUGGGCACCGCAUUUCAUUCUUCAUCGAUUGGCUCAAGCAUUUCAUUGAACCACAAAUGGCUGCGAGUAUUGACAAAAUUCAGCCCAAGAAGAGUAAUGGCUCUCAAAGUCAGGGAACUGUUCCUCCGCCACACAUAGAGAUCGGUAAUUAUCCGCUACUCAAUAGCCCGACGUGUGGUUUGCGUAAAGUGAAUGGCGGAACACAAUCACGAAUAGUGGCCGGAGAUAUGGCAUCAGUGGGUGAGUUCCCGUGGAUGGCAUCCAUUCAAUACGUGGGAAACAACGGCUCUCAACCCCAUACUUUUGUAUGCGGCGGAGCUCUAAUCGCCGACCAAUGGGUUAUAACCGCUAAACACUGUUUUUUAGAAUAUCGUCCGCCGAUUACUCACGUCAACCAAUUUGUUGUCUAUUUGGGAGCCUUUCAUAGAAACGGAAGCACUCAAGAGAUGAGAGAAACGGCAACCGAUUUCUAUUUAUACCCCGAUUAUGAUUUGGCUUUGAUUCGUCUGUCUAGACAUGUGGUGCCAAUCGUCCGAUCGGGAAAUUAUUUGGUGAAUAGUGUUUGUGUGCCUAAAGAAAAGCAAUUAAACUCUGCGCCAGAGUUUGUAUGGAUCUCGGGGUUCGGUGUCAUCGACACUGAGGCACAAUUUCCUACUAUAACCCUUAGGAAAGCAAACUUAGCCAUCGAUUCCUACACCGAUUGCUUGUCGCGUAACUUUGAUAUGCAUUUCAUAUGCGGAACUGAAACCGCUCAAUACCCGUGUUAUGGUGACUCGGGUUCACCUGUGGUUCAAUUUGUGUCCGGGAGAGCGGUGUUAGUUGGCGUGAACAUUGGUGGAAAGGCAGACGCCCAUGAUCAUAAGUGCGGUGGCGGCACUUUUGUUGGGCACCGCAUCUCAUUCUUCAUCGAUUGGCUCAAGCAUUUCAUUGAACCACAAAUAGUUCCGAUCACUGACUCCGGCAAACAGCCUAAGGAAAGUAAUGGCUCUCAAAACAUAAUAACGAUUGAAUGCAUCGAUAAUGACAUUAACUGUGGUUUGAGUCGACUCGAAGGCCAGAAAUUUAUCGUCGGUGGGAGUGAUGUGAGCGCCGGUCGGUUCCCAUUCAUGGCCAGCAUUCAGAAGCCCUCAAACCCGAUGAUAGACCCGAUAGACUGGAAGUGGACACACAGUUGUGGCGCCACUGUUAUCGACAAACGAUGGCUAUUGACAGCCGCGCACUGUCUCGAAGAAAGGCAUGUCCACCCUGAGUCUAAUGAAUUGCGAUUAGUGUUGGGAACAAUUGAUUUGUCGAAAACAGGUCUCACGUAUUCAGUGGACAGGUUUGUCAUCCAUGGCUGUUAUGAUAGCGACAUUAUAAUGAACGACAUCGCACUCAUCCGCACCUCUCAAGACAUUAUUCCUGUAUUGAAUCGGAUGUCAGUCGUGGGCACUGUAUGUCUGCCGGAAUCGGACGCCAAGCCCACAGUCCCAGAACUCUAUGAGUUGGGAUGGGGUCUGAAUGAGACGUACGGCACCCGUACUGCACAAGUCCUACAAAAGGCAAAAACUUAUUUGUUUUCAGAGCAAUACUGUCUUUACGCCGAGUAUUACAGUAAUAUUGGUUUAACUGGUUUUUGGGCUCCUUUGGGUUAUAAGAUAUGCGUUCGUAAUUCAGACACCAGUGCCUGUAAUGGCGACUCCGGGGGACCACUUUUUCAGAUAGUCGAGGGCCGAGCCGUACAGUUAGGCAUCACAUCCCACGGAACAGGAAAUAUAGUAUCCGAUACGUUAGGCUUCCGCUGUUUUCGUAACGAACCGGUGCUUUACACCCGAGUCUCCAAAUAUAUUGAUUGGAUUCAAUCGGUUGUCAAUGAAUACCAGAAUUUAACCCAAAUUCCCGCAAAAUGUUUA